Messenger RNA from Acinonyx jubatus (cheetah), 1101 nucleotides. RefSeq names its product zinc finger protein 233-like. The coding region runs from base 1 to 771 and encodes 256 amino acids. Gene Ontology annotation, biological process: regulation of transcription by RNA polymerase II. Gene Ontology annotation, molecular function: DNA-binding transcription factor activity, RNA polymerase II-specific; RNA polymerase II cis-regulatory region sequence-specific DNA binding. The transcript has 2 exons. The record is from RefSeq and is a predicted model, not a curated record. Lineage: Eukaryota; Metazoa; Chordata; Mammalia; Carnivora; Felidae.
AUGGCAUUGAGACCUGGGUCCAUCACACCCACGUUCGGCCAGCAGACCCCUCCUGGAUCCGGAAUGACUUUGUCAUGCGAUGGGCCGUCAAUCAGGACCAACACAACCCGCUCAAGCUCAAGCUACAGCGCAUUCGACCCACCUAAUAUUGGACACAGGAAUCAAAACAAGAUGGAGACUUUUCAAAAAGUAGGAUUAAGAUACCUUUCACAUGAAGAUGUUAUAUACUGGCAGGUCUGGGAACCAUUUACAAGUAAAUUAACCAGAAAUCAAGACUUUGUAAUAAAUCUGCAAAGCAAGAAGUCUGAGUUGCCAACACAGGGUGAUUCCUCCUGUCAGGUGUGGGCAGGAGAAUCUCAGGUUAUUGAAGAUGAGAACUGUGUAAUAAAGCUUCAAGGGAAGAGUUCCAAUACUAUCAAAAGUCAAGAGUUUCCAAUUAAGACUACUUGGGAUUUCUGGAAGAAAAUCUACCUGAGAGAGUCACACAAUGAUCAGAAUAGGUGUCAGCAAAUUGAUGUAAAAAAUAAACCAUCUAAGUGUGACCAUUGUGUUAUGAGAAGGAUCUCUCAACAUUACGAUGAUCAGGAAGUACACAACAGCGAGAAGGCUUAUAACCACAAUAGUUGUGGAAAAGAGUUCCUGAGGAAAUCGUUCCAACAUAGUAUAACCCACUCAGGAGAGAAACACCAUGUAUGUAGUGAGUGUGGGGAAGACAUCAGCAACAGUUCAGUGCUUUGCAUUUAUCAGAGCGUUCAUGCAGGGGAGAAAUGAGGUAGGAAUGGUGAGUGUGGUGAGGGCUUCAGUCAGCUCACACCUGCAAAAUCAUCAGGGAAUCAACACAGGAGAGAAGCCCUACAAAUGUCAGGUGUAGGCUAGGGGCUUAAGUCAGAACUCCUGUCUUCCCACCCAUGAGUUCCUUCAACCAGGAGACAAUCUGUAUAGGUGUGACAUGUGUGGGAAGGGCUCGAGUCAUAGCCCAGAUCUUAACAUUUGCUGUAUCAAUGACACUGGAGAGAAAUCCUCUAAAUGUGAGAUGUGUGAUAAAGGCUUCAAUCAGGCAUCACAACUUCAAGCCUAUCAGAGCCACCCCACCCCCCCCCC